CCAUAUCUUAAAUGUUUGCGCACGGCUGCGCCCAGUAGAAAGUCCAGACUCUAACGCGAUUGCAGCACUUGCGUACGACGAACCAGCGGCGGUAGCACCUCUUCUGGAAACAUAGACCAUCUCUCUUGUCCCACGAACGUUGCGAUGGCCUCAAAGUUCUCGGCCAUCAUCUUGCUCAUGUGUGCUAGCUUAGCAAGCCGCAUCGCAGCGAGAAUCCCAUCAAGCUGCGGAGGUCUGUUCGUGCCGCCCGAGAAACUCGUCGACCUGUCGUACAGCUUCAACAACAAGACAAUCUUCUGGUCUGAUGACGCCGAAUUUCGCCUGAAUAUCUCGCGUAGGGGAAGUGUGCCUGAAGACUGGUACCAGUCUGACGUCAUCGAGCUAGCCACUCAUGGCGGCACGCAUCUGGACGCACCAAUUCACUUUGCGCCCGACAAGUGGACGGUGAGCCAAAUACCACUCGAACGGCUGAUGUUCGUCCCCAUCGCACUCGUCGAUGUUGAGGCACAGGCGAGCGAGAACCCCGUGUACGAGUUGUCGGUUGAAGACAUCGAGCGCUGGGAAGGACAGCAUGGCCCCGUUCCUCGCGGUGCUCUUCUUAUCGAGAGGACCGGACGCUCUAAGCUGUGGCCGAACCGCGACGCUUACUUGGGGAUCGACGACCAUGGAUGGCGGCGUUUUCCGACCGUGUCAUCAGAGGCUGCGCGGUUCCUAGUUGAGCAGCGGCAAAUAUAUGGCAUCGGAUUGGACUCUCCGUCCGUGGACCUGUUCAACUCUUCGGUGACGCACAGGAUUAUUGCUGGCAAUAACGUGUACAUCCUUGAAAACUUGGCCGACCUGUCGCGCCUCCCGGCCCUCGGAGCCACGGCUAUCGUACUGCCCAUCAAAGCAUGCCAAGCCAGUGGUGCCCCGGUGCGGGUGGUGGCCAUCUUGCCGUGAACCACUCAUCACAUGGGUCUUAAGUGACACGGCUUUGAGAUUAAAGAGGUUCAAAUGGAAAAA
Messenger RNA from Dermacentor albipictus, 1002 nucleotides. RefSeq names its product isatin hydrolase-like. Gene Ontology annotation, molecular function: arylformamidase activity. NCBI's taxonomy places the organism in Eukaryota, Metazoa, Arthropoda, Arachnida, Ixodida, Ixodidae. The record is from RefSeq and is a predicted model, not a curated record.